AUGAUGAUUGACGACCAUCAACAAAAGCUCGCUCUUGGCAUUGUCGUCGCUUUUCCUAUUUUGGGCGGCCUAGCUGUGAUCCUUAGAUUAUGGAGUCGAGCAUUGUCGCGAUCAGCACUGACAAGUGAUGACUAUCUGAUUAUUGUUGGCUAUAUCCUCGCUGUCUCACAAUCGGUCACGUCGUGGUACUAUAUCAAGACUAACUAUGUCGGCAUCCACACGACGGAUAUCCCCCUAGACUACGAUGUCAAAAAAGGAUUGAUUUGGAACUUUAUCAACCAACUUCUCUACAACCCGACCCUGACCAUCAUCAAACUGUCGAUUUUGGUAUUCCUACGUCGUCUCGAAUCACGGUCGCGAGUAGUCAACGCUUUGAUAUGGACCUCAAUGGGAAUGGUUAUCGGAUUAUUUGUGGCCGUCCUAUUCGUCGACAUCUUCCAAUGCACCCCUAUUGCACGCGUCUACGACAUGUCAAUUGUGGGAGGAACCUGCAUCGACCAGGGAGCGUUCUAUGUCUCUACUGCAGCACUGAAUCUCUUCACGGAUAUAAUAGUGCUGUCAAUUCCUAUCAUCAUCACUUGGAAUCUGCAGAUGCCCAUACGACGCAAGCUUGCGGUCUGCGUGAUCCUGUGUCUCGGCGGAGUUGCAACCGCCAUCGGCGUCUGGCGUAUCAUAAUUCUUGCAGAGGCCUUCUUGAGCCACAAGGUUGUAAAGGACCCUACCUAUUCCAUCGGCUUUGUUAGCUCAGCCAUCGAAGUCAAUGUCGCUGUUGUUACCGCCUGUGGUCCAUCGAUGAAAGCUAUUGCCAGCAAGUACCUGCCUCGUCUCCUGGGAACAUCGCGCGGCGGAGGAACAUCUGGCUAUGGACCUGGGACCAGUGGAUCCCGGGCAUUCCCUGGCUCCAAGUUUUCCACCAGACACAAGUCGCAGCUGCACUCCCAAGCGGAAGACGGAUACGAGAUGAACCCGACGAACCGGGUGGAAAUUGGCCCAGGCGAAAGCGGGGACCACUUUGAUAUGCGGAAGUAUAAGCGCAGUGGCGAUAGUCCAAGUAUCUCAAGUGGGAGUGAGGAUGGGGUAACGGGAAUUGUGAAGACAACUGAUGUGUCGGUGCGAUAUACCGUUGACGAAGUGAGCCCACAUCAUGAUGGCCGGUCGCGCGAUGGCAAACACACCAGUAUGGAUAGCUUGGUCUAG
This is a messenger RNA of Penicillium manginii, 1197 nucleotides long. RefSeq lists its product as uncharacterized. The record is from RefSeq and is a predicted model, not a curated record. The transcript is spliced from 6 exons. Bases 1 to 1197 code for a protein of 398 amino acids. NCBI's taxonomy places the organism in Eukaryota, Fungi, Ascomycota, Eurotiomycetes, Eurotiales, Aspergillaceae.